Leptonychotes weddellii (Weddell seal) is the source of this 1628-nucleotide messenger RNA. The record is from RefSeq and is a predicted model, not a curated record. Lineage: Eukaryota; Metazoa; Chordata; Mammalia; Carnivora; Phocidae.
ACGUCCGCCCCUUGCCUUGCAGCCUCCCGAGCAGCCGCCCUACCCGCACCAUCAGGGCGGGCCGCCCCACUGUCCUCCCUGGAACAACAGCCACGAGGGCAUGUGGGGCGAACAGCGCGGGGACCCCGGCUGGAACGGCCAGCGCGACGCGCCCUGGAACAGCCAGCCCGACCCCAACUGGAACAGCCAGUUCGAGGGCCCCUGGAACAGCCAGCACGAGCAGCCGCCAUGGGGCGGGGGCCAGCGCGAGCCGCCCUUCCGCAUGCAGCGGCCGCCGCACUUCCGGGGCCCCUUCCCGCCGCACCAGCAGCACCCACAGUUCAACCAGCCGCCGCACCCCCACAACUUCAACCGCUUCCCGCCCCGCUUCAUGCAGGACGACUUCCCCCCGCGGCACCCCUUUGAGCGGCCGCCCUACCCUCACCGCUUCGACUACCCCCAGGGGGACUUCCCUACUGAGAUGGGACCCCCUCACCACCACCCUGGCCACCGCAUGCCUCAUCCUGGGAUCAACGAGCACCCACCCUGGGGUGGGCCCCAGCACCCCGACUUCGGCCCUCCUCCCCAUGGCUUCAAUGGGCAGCCCCCCCACAUGCGGCGACAGGGCCCUCCCCACAUCAACCACGACGACCCUAGCCUGGUGCCCAACGUGCCCUACUUCGAUCUGCCCGCGGGGCUCAUGGCCCCCCUCGUGAAGCUGGAAGACCACGAGUACAAGCCUUUGGACCCAAAAGACAUCCGCCUCCCGCCCCCCAUGCCGCCCAGCGAGAGGCUGCUGGCGGCUGUGGAGGCCUUUUACAGCCCCCCCUCCCACGACAGGCCCAGGAACAGCGAAGGCUGGGAGCAGAAUGGCCUCUAUGAGUUCUUUCGAGCAAAAAUGCGGGCGCGGCGGAGGAAGGGCCAGGAAAAGCGCAACAGCGGCCCCUCACGGUCCCGGAGCAGAUCCAAAAGCCGGGGGCGCUCUUCCUCCCGCUCCAACUCGAGGUCGUCCAAGUCAUCAGGCUCGUACUCCAGGUCCAGAUCGCGCUCGUGCUCGCGCUCCUAUUCCCGCUCCCGCUCCAGGAGCCGCAGCCGCUCCCGCUCGUCCCGCAGCCGCUCCCGCUCCCGCUCCCGCUCGCGCUCCAAGUCCUACUCCCCAGGAAGGAGACGUCGGUCGCGGUCCAGGAGCCCCACCCCGCCUUCCUCGGCUGGUCUGGGUUCUAAUUCAGCACCUCCUAUACCUGAUUCAAGGCUCGGGGAAGAGAACAAAGGACAUCAGAUGCUGGUGAAAAUGGGCUGGAGUGGAUCUGGUGGCCUCGGCGUGAAAGAGCAAGGGAUCCAGGACCCCAUCAAGGGGGGGGACGUCCGGGACAAGUGGGACCAGUACAAGGGUGUGGGCGUGGCCCUGGACGACCCCUACGAGAACUACCGCCGGAACAAGAGCUACUCCUUCAUUGCCCGCAUGAAGGCCAGGGACGAGUGCAAGUAGGCGCUCUGCGGGCAGGAGCCGUUGGGACCUUCCUGGCUUACUGGCAGUGACAGACGGUAGGGACAGCUCGGUGGUCAGUCUCCAUCCUUGGGGAGCGACAGAAGAGAAGGAAGACGACAGCAUGCCUAGGGAGAGGGCCGUGCUCCAGAGCGUGGGGGGC